GUGACUCAGAGACGCUCAUGUUUCUAUUCAGAGUAAAAGGAGCCAAGACCAGAGAUCCGCAUGAGAGAAAGUCAAAAACCAAAGGAAAGUGUUCAGAACGCUUCAAAGUGAUACAUUGGUCUGUGUUGAUCGCAGGUGUGUGGAGUUUGGGUCAGGAUGCGGCCGGCUCUGUUCCUCUGUCCCGUCCUGAUCUCUCUGUUAGUCCUUCUGUCUGGACUGACCCUCAUCAGCGGCUGUAACAAAGCUCUGUGUGCCAGCGACGUCAGCAAAUGUCUUCUACAGGGACUGUGUCAGUGCCGGCCGUCGGAGGGAAACUGUUCGUGUUGUAAGGAGUGUAUGCUGUGUUUGAGCUCUUUGUGGGAGGAGUGCUGCGACUGUGUCGGAAUGUGUAACCCCAGGAAUUACAACGACAGUCCUGCCACCUCCAAGAGCACAGUAGAGGAGCUGUACCGCCCAAUCCCGUCGCUCUUCCGCGCUCUGACGGAAGGCGACGCCCCCAUUAACAUGAUGGUCGUGUCGUUCCCUGUCGCCGAGGAACUUUCCCACCACGAGAACCUGGUGUCUUUCCUGGAGACGCUCGACAGCCAGAGCCACAACAUCUCACUGCCCAGCAGCAGCAGCAGCGUCCAUGAUGAUGCCUUGUGUACGGUGGUCUACUUUGAUGACUGCGUGUCUAUCCGUCAGUGUAAGCAGUACUGCGAGUCGAUGGGUGGAUCAAAGUACCGCUGGUUUCAUAACGCCUGCUGUGAGUGCAUCGGCCCUGAAUGUCUGGACUAUGGCAGCAAAGCCGUCAAAUGCACAAACUGCCUCAUCUGAGAGCCCUACACUGACUUCACACACUUCAUCUGCUGUUUUAUUGUAUAAAACACGUCUGACUAUUUCUGCUCUUGUUUACAGAUCUUGUUUCUUAUUCUUGUCUUUUGGAAAAUAAGGUCAAGGGUGUUUUUUUGUAAAUUAUCGAUAUUGUUUGUGAAUUAUUACAGCAGCAUGUAGAGGACAUUUCUCUUUCAAAUCAUGGUUUCAAUAUUAAAAAGUAAAGUAAG
Carassius carassius (crucian carp) is the source of this 1043-nucleotide messenger RNA. RefSeq names its product twisted gastrulation protein homolog 1-A. NCBI's taxonomy places the organism in Eukaryota, Metazoa, Chordata, Actinopteri, Cypriniformes, Cyprinidae. The transcript is spliced from 5 exons. The record is from RefSeq and is a predicted model, not a curated record. Gene Ontology annotation, biological process: regulation of BMP signaling pathway. The coding region runs from base 157 to 816 and encodes 219 amino acids.